Molecule: messenger RNA, 492 nt
Organism: Aegilops tauschii subsp. strangulata
Lineage: Eukaryota; Viridiplantae; Streptophyta; Magnoliopsida; Poales; Poaceae
Source: RefSeq, a predicted model, not a curated record
AUGGCAAAGGGCCAGGCCUAUGCCGACGGUUUGGCCGUCGGCAUAGGAUUGCCUUAUCCGCUGCGGUUCGCCCCCGCACCACCCAUUCCCCAUCUCCCCCUUUCCCCCGACCCACACCCGCGCCGCCGCCGGAUCCUCUGCUCCACCCACCGCUGCCCUUCCUCCGUUCGCUGCCGCCGCCCUUCCCUCGCCCUCCUCCGCCGCCGCCCCACCCGCACUCUGGGCCGCCGCCCUUCGCUCGCCACUCGCCGCAGCCCGCCCCACCCGCGCUCCGCCCCGGCCUCGUCAUCUCGGCUCGCGUCGCCGCCGCCCUUCCCUUGCCGCAGUGGGGCGCGUGGACUCCUCCCCGGCCACCCCUCGGCCACGCCCUCGUCGACCUCGGUCCGGCCGGACCUCUCCGAGCCCACUCCUCCCUCACCGCCGCCCAACCGUUGCUCCGGCCGGCGGCUAGGCUGCACCGGCCCUCCUCUGUCGAUGCUCCGGUCGGCCUAG